Salmo salar (Atlantic salmon) is the source of this 6401-nucleotide messenger RNA. RefSeq names its product homeobox and leucine zipper protein Homez. The record is from RefSeq and is a predicted model, not a curated record. Gene Ontology annotation, cellular component: nucleus. Lineage: Eukaryota; Metazoa; Chordata; Actinopteri; Salmoniformes; Salmonidae. Gene Ontology annotation, molecular function: DNA-binding transcription factor activity, RNA polymerase II-specific; DNA binding. Gene Ontology annotation, biological process: regulation of transcription by RNA polymerase II.
UUUGUCCCUUCUCUCAUUGACUUCUCAAACCCAGGCCUGGUCUCCUUCGCAAGCUUUCCCGAAAGUGUCGCGAUGUCGCGUCUCUGGGUUUAGAAACUUUGUGAUGAAGCCUUGCGCUCCUUAUAUAAUUGUAUUUAUUUCGUACUGUUUGCGGUAGGUGCACUUUAUUCAGCAGUCCAAGCAAAAGGAAGGCAAAGUGUUCCCAUUUUGAACCAUUUCAUGUGUCUGCAUAUAGAACUCCGCCUGCAGGCCCAGAGAGCAAAUCAAGUGCACCUAUGGGACUACAACACUUUAGCUCAGAUCACCUAUCUGCACAGUUUCCUCGAGCCAGAGACUAAAAAUAAGCCUGGAAUGCACAGCAAAAGAUGUACUGUGAGAUUUUAAAACCCUGACUACAGAGAGACUCAACGAAUACAGCAAAGAGCUGAUGUUUUUAUGAGUAAGUUCAUGUUUAAGUGUAUUCAGCACUGUCAACAUGUUAAGCCAUAAAAUGCAUGUUCUCCCUACUUCCACUCACGCUACAACCAUCACUGCAGCUGCAACGAAGGAGUAUAGAUGGCAAAGUGUUCCCGAUAAGCUUGCGUUUGUUAUUAUUAGCGGCUUGUCUUUUCUAAUACGAAGGACUGUUUCACUUUCUCUGGUCAUAGGGGUAACAACAUGAAUUAGUGCAUGAGGCAGAAGUACGUUUUGACAUCAGCUGGAAAACUGUCCCCUAUCCUCAGUGGAUGGGAAGGUGGAGCGGCGGGACGGUGAGUGGUGAGAGGCAGCCUCGACGCUGCUCCCUCUCUCCCCUCAGACUGACCGUCAGAUGCAGGCCAUCAGUCCAGUAAAAAAAUAAAGCAUGUAAUUAUUAUGCUCACGCAGCUGUGCUUCACAAGUAAUACAACAAAUGACCUAUUGCCAGUGUGAUCAGACACCUAACAUGUUUAAGUAUCAUUUCAAAAUGGUCUGAGGAGAACAACAUUAGCAGGGCAAUGCAAGCAUUGUCAAUAUGCAGUGAUAAUGUAUUGGGCCUGUAGCCUACUGCACAAACCUCAUUGCUACACAACUGUUUAAUUGGGUAAUGUUGCAUAGGCUUAUGUUUUAAGUCAUGUUGUAUUUUGAUUCAGAAAGGGAUCUUGACUCAGAGAGCAUUGUUUAUUGUUAGUACAUUGUUUAUUGUUCAUUUUAAGAGUAAAUCUUAACAUGACAGAAAUAUCCACAUAAUAUAGUAUAUUAUACAAAAUACAGUACAUAAAUAAACUCUACUGUUUGAUAUAAUGUCAUACUGUUAAGAAAAUGGCAAUGUAUUCCUCAGACCUGUUUGUAAAUUAACCAUUUCAAAAUAUCUGGACAGAAACAUCAGCAUUUACAUUCAAUCAACUGAAUAUUUAAAUGCUUUAUUGUACAAUGAUGAGGUUAAUGAAACGUGAUUAAGGGACAUGAAAAGAUGAAGUUCAAUGGGACAACAUUGUGAUAGGUGAGUAACUUAACCAGCAGGGGGAGACAAAGUCCUGCCUUGCAUGUUAACCGAAAUCUAGCCAGUGUAAGACACAAUAUUUGUAUUUUGUUUCACCUUUAUUUAACUAGGCAAGUCAGUUAAGAACACAUUCAUUUUUUACAAUGAUUGCCUACCACAAGGCAAAAAGUCUCCUGCGGGGACGGGGGCUGGGAUUCAAAAUUAAAUAAAAAUAUUAGUACAGAACACACAUCAUGACAAGAGAGACCUAAGACAACAACAUAGCAUGGCAGCACAAUAGCCGGGAUCCAAACUGAAUUCAAUACAUUUAAGAUAUUGCCUAGACAAGCUCACAGAAACCCUCUAUAUACGGCAUACCGAUAACCCUCUCACACUUGCACAUGGGACCCUGGUGAGACUCACUCAUUAGAUUUCGGUGGUGGUAAGACUGCUGGUGAAACUGAUAGACCUCUCCACUUGGGCAUCCCCCCUGCUGCGCUCCAUAGGGUCUGGCAAUGGCUGGGUCACCUCCUGAGAACAUGUUACUCUGGUGAAUGGUGCUUGUUUUAAUAAAGUUAGGUCAAAGCCGAAUCAAUGGCUGCAAGAUCACAUAAUGAUAGUAUUCUACAUAACAUACCCAAAUAUAGUAAUAGCAUAGUAUAACAUUACUGGAAGACAAAAAACACCACAUUUCUUAGGAGGUUUUAGGAUGAUUGUGCACAUGGUCACAUGCUUCUCUCAUGUGGCAGAAACUCAACAGCGCCUCAAGAUGAGCUAAAUCAGGGAUGCCAACUUGGAUAGGGGUGGGGGCCACAAAAAAUCUGUAGUCUUCAUGAGGGCCCUCAGUGGCUUGUAGGUCUGAGUACCCACAUCCAUAACCAGCACAUGCAGUCAAAGCCGGCCCUAGCCUUUUGAGGGCCCUAAGUGAAAACUUGAAGAAUUAUCAUUCACGAUGGACAGUGGGAAAUGUGAAGGGACUCGAGGUUGGGUGACCACCAAAAUGUGCGUAAAGUAGUGAUAAAGAACGUGAUUCGAAUCUUCAGCUCCAAUGUAUCAUUAACAAAGCAAAAGUCAUAGGCCGUGUUCGAGAGGCUCAAACCCGCAGUGCAUCAUGGGUAAAUUGUGACUGACUGAUCUACAAAUAAUAAUGAGUCGUUUUGAUGAAAGGUGCUUUGUAGAUCAGUCAGCAGUCGCCUGCAGUCGUUUUGAUCCUCUUAAAUACGGCCAAUAUUAUGUCUAAACCCCGCCCAUUUCUAUCAUUUAUCUUCUUAAAAUUGUAUUUUUAACCUAAUCCUAACCCCACUGCUAACCUUAUGUAUAACACACAUUUUUUUUCUAACUUUUUGUAGCAAAUUUUGACUUUGUGGCUGUGGAAUUGGUCAGUGCCAUCCUGAAUCCUUGAGACGUACCUACACCAUUGAAGUUGACAUUUUAAAUGGUUAAAGUAAGAGUUAGGUAAGGGUUAUUGUUUAAGUUGUUUGUGCUCUGUAAGUCUGUACUUUACUAUUUAUAUUUUUGACAACUUUUACUUUUAUUCCACAACAUUCCUAAAGAAAAUAAUGUACUUUUUACUCCAUAAAUGUUCACUGACACCCAAAAGUACUCGUUGCAUUUCAUAUGCUUAGCAGGACAGGAAAAUGCUCCAAUUCAAGCACUUGUCAAGAGAACAUCCCUGGUCAUCCGUACUGCCUGCGAUCUGGCGGACUCACUAAACACAAGUGCUUCGUUUGUAAAUUAUGUCUGGGUGUUGGAGUGUGCCCCUGCCUAGCCAUAAAUUAAAAUAACAAGGAAAUUGUGCCGUCUGUUUAGCCUAAUAUAAGAAAUGUUGGAUGAUUUAUACCUUUACUUUUGAAACGUAAGUAUAUUUUAGCAAUUACAUUUACUUUUGAUACUUAAUUACAUUUAAAACCAAAUACUUUUAAACUUUUACUCAAGUAGUAUUUUACUGUGUGACUCACUUUUACUUGAUUCAUUUUCUAUUAAGGUACAGUAUCUUUACUUUUACUCAUGUAUGAAAAUUGGGUACCUUUUCCACCACUGUAUCUAGUGGAAACCGGGAGAAAGGGAUCCAGGGUAUAAAUUAAUGGAACUUAUGUACAACACAGCCAACAGGGGGAGACAAAGUGCGAGUUUACAUGUUAACCUGAAUCCAUCCAUCCUGUAAUGAAAAAUAAUCAUCGGUGGCAUGUAGCUAGGAUUGACGCUUAAAGUUAGCUAGCUACGUGGUCAUGGAUACGGUGACCAUGGUAUGAGAAACAACACUGGAGCACAGCAAACAGCCAUACUGUGAGUUCGAUUAAUGGUAUCUAAUGCAUAAGAGUGCUGUGAUGACCAGAACAAAGAGGACAGCAGAGCUGGACAAGCUCACAGAGAAGAGUGAGUUAGCUCCAGCCCUAACAUCAGCUACCCCUAUACCACAACCACGGUACCCAGCCUCCAUCCCCGACCCCACUCCCUUCCCUCCUGUAGGCCCUGCUGACAGCAGCAAGGGGGGCACAGGGAUAAUGUCCCCCAAAAGUCAGGGGAGGGUAGGCACAGCGUCCCCCUACAAUCUGGCUCCGUCUCCCUUCGGCCUCAACCAGAACCACGUGGUGUGUCUGCCUCUGGUCUCCGAGCACCUGAAGCUCCUGUGGGCGUGCUCAGACCAGACUCAGGAACUGGACGGCGUGGCUUAUCUCAUAGAGGCCUUCAACGUGUUCCCGUACCCGACCCUGGGGGAGACGGCGUCGCUCGCCCAGAGCUGCUCUCUGCAUCUGGACCAGGUCAGAGUGUGGUUCAUGGUCCAGCGGCUCCGCUAUGGGAUCAGCUGGGAUGCAGAAGAGAUCUGUAUGGCACGGUGCAAGAUUUGCGGACCAAACCAGGCGAAGGACAAAAAAGAGAAAGAGGAGAAAUCAUUGCCUCCCCUCAGUAAGGAGGAUGAUGGGAGAAACAGGAGCGAACAUUCACCUGUCUCCACCUCCAAUCAGCUCAGCAGCCUGUCCUUCGAGUCCUCCUCACCCGUUCCUCGAAAACGCCCUAAACGCCACCCUGUUGUCGCACCCGAUAACUCCAAUCUGCAACACCCUUCUCCUCCACUCCCUCUGUGCUUAGCGGCGCCCCCCACAACCACAGGGCAAACCCUAGAAGCCCCCGACAAAGCCCACGAAAACGUCAAACCCCAGAGGCACUGUCAGGAUUUUCACUCAGAGCUGUGGCGGAGCUUCGGCUGUAACACCAAUCCUCCGAAGGAGGAGCUCCAGCGUCUGCAGGCCCUCACCAGGCUCCACAUGAAGUACAUCCGCAAGUGGUUCUGCAACCGGCGUUUCUUGCUUCACCACCGCGUCAAGGCCGACCCAGAGUCUGAAGAGAACGGCCAGGCACAGACCAACGACCUCCUGUCGUCACAGACACAGCUUAUUCAGCGUCUGACACAACCGCCAACUGACAGCAGGGUCAGACCAUCACCGACGAAGAAAAGGGGCUGUCAAGUAGAUAAUGUCGACUUUCUAAGCAGGAGCCGCAAUGGUAACCAUGUCCGUGGCAACCCCGCUAACACCACCCACCAGAUUAGGUCAAACUUGGAGGUGAAGGAAAAAGGGAAAGAACCAGCGGAAGUACAGAAGAAGAAGACGGGAGCAGCAGACAAAGAGAAAACGGCCAGAGCUGGAGUUAAGAGAUGGAAAAAGAACGUCAAGGAGGAACAGAAAGCGGUGGGGAUCACCAAAUUCAUCGAUAACGACGGGGAAGAACAAGUCAUCAAAAUGGGCCCGUGGCCGAAGAACAAGACCAUAGCCCAGCUGGAGCUCCUGAGACACUUCUUCCUCACCUGCCAGUGGCCCACCAAAGAGGACUACACGCAACUGCAGCAGCAGACAGGCCUCUCGCGGAAGGCUCUUACCCAGUGGUUCGGAGACACCCGCUACUACGUCAAGAAGGGCAUGGAACGCUGGAUGAGUGGGGAGGAGCACCGGAAGGUCCUGGCGCAGAUUAGGGAGAAGCAAAGGCAACGGCAGAGGGACUGGUUGAUGGCUGAGGAAACAGGUCCAUCAGGGUCCUCCUCCGUGCCGUCUUUUGCGUACCGUGACUCAUAGUGGUAAUGGGGAGGCUGGUAGGGAGGAGGAUGGAGCUGGAGUGACCGCUGGGACAGACUUGGGGUACUCAAUAGUAUAAAAAGGAUUCUUCUCCUUGUGCUCUCUCCUCGAGGAGCACUGAUCCAGCAUGGCCUAACAGGUGAAAUGUUAUUUGUUGAAACUUGAAAUCUACCUGGAACUUUCACCUGUCUGCCGUGAUGAUGGAAAAGGAAGCUAUGAGUAUUGAGUCACACCCCUGCUGUAAUGCUGGAGAGGCCUGGAGGGUGCUGAAAAGGGACUAUUAGGAAUUGUCACGAGGCAGCAUUCUGUUUGUAUGUUACAAGUUGUUUAUGAUGAAGUUCUAGUCUACUUUAGUUGCAGCACUAUUGAAACUGGCACUUCCUGUUGUUCAGUUAUUCAUUCAAAUGUCAAUUCAUGUUUCAAGCUCCAUCACAGGUUUGUGCUGGGAAGUUUCUAUGACAUUGCAUUGAUGUUCCUUGUUUGAUAUGUUCAGAGUGUAAAGUAUUGGGGAAAUUACCAGACCUGCGACAACCUAUAUCCUUGGGUGCAUUCCAAUAAUCUUUCCUUCCUCCUGAAGUGUGCACUUGCGCGUUUAUUUCUCCCCAUAAAGUUAUCAUUGGAUUGAUGUAGGCAUGGGCUAGGGGGGAGUCCGAAGUCCAUUAAGGGAAGUGAACAAGUGCCCACUUUGGGAGAACAGAGAUUAUUGGGACAUAGCAUAAGGUGUGGCCUUAUCGGUAGUAAGAAAGUAGAUCAUUUAUUUUGAUUUCACUAACUCCGCUAUAGCCUGCAGUAUCAAAAUCUCAGAGCUAGUAUGUUGAGUCAUAGCUGGUUCUUUCUGUGGUGAACAGGUUUCUUCCCUUUUGUGAAUAAAAAUAACUGUUCUUGUUCUGCAA